Plasmodium falciparum 3D7 is the source of this 1173-nucleotide messenger RNA. RefSeq names its product elongation factor Ts (gene EF-Ts). NCBI's taxonomy places the organism in Eukaryota, Apicomplexa, Aconoidasida, Haemosporida, Plasmodiidae. The record is from RefSeq and is a predicted model, not a curated record.
AUGAAAUUGUUUUAUUUUUUCUUGUUAAGCUUUCUGAGCAGUUAUAUAAUUGCGUUUUCUUUUAAAAGUACGCAGAGUGCACAUUUUAUAUUAUCUGUGGGGAGAUGUAAUGAAAAUUACGGUAAUAAUAUUAAGAAAAAUAGAUUAUAUUCUACAAAUAAUGAUCAUUUAAAAUUAUUAAAAUAUGUAAGAGAAGUUACUAAUGCUAGUAUACAAUUAUGUAAUAAAGCUUUGAAAGAAUGUAACAAUGAUGUAGAUAAAGCAAUUGAACAUGUUAGGAAAAAUACCAAAAGUUCAACAUUUGUUUCAACAAAUAUUAAAGUAAAAAAAGAAGGAUUAGUAGCUAGCCAAAUAAAAGAUGACAAAAUAGUUUUGUUAGAACUUUUAACUGACUCUGAUUUUGUUGCACGAAAUAAAAUGUUUGUUCAGUUUGUUUACAGCUUAUUGAAUGUUACAUUGGAUAAUGACCUGUCCGUUGGAAAUUGUAAAAAUGCUGGGGAUAAUAAAAAUAGUGAAGACGGUUACACAACGAGUGGUAAUAUCCUAAGUAAUAAUAAUAUAAUGGAUGAAAUAUUAAGUCUUCCUUAUGUAGAUGAAGAGAAUAAAAGCAACAGUACCAUGAGAGAACAACUAAAUUAUCUACGAAAUAUUUUUAGAGAAGAUAUAAAAAUUGGAAGGUUUUCAAAAUAUAGUAAGAAAAAUCCAAACGAAUUUUUACAUUAUUAUAUACAUAACAAAUUGGAUGAUCAUGUGGGCUUAUCAGGAGUUCUUUUAGUUCUUCAUAUAAAUAAUUUAGAUGAAAUAUUAAAAACUAAAAAAGAAGAUAUUGUGAACUUUGCAAAUGAUUUAUCUAUGCAUAUUAUAUCCGCUAAACCAGCUAGUGUUUCCAUCGAUACAUUAAAUCCAAAAAUUACUAAAAAAGAAAUGGAUAUUAUUCGAGAUGGGUUGAAGGAUAUGAAAAAACCAGAAAAUAUUUUAAAUAAUAUGAUACAGGGGAAAAUGAAGAAAUUUUAUAGUUCCAUAGUAUUCCUAGAGCAGGAAUAUAUGCUGGAUGAAACAAAAAGAAAAGUUUCUCAAGUAAUUAAAGAUUUUGGUAAAGAUCACAAUAUUAAUAUAAGUGUUAAUCAUUUUAAUUAUUUCGCUAUAGGAGAAAAAAACGUUCUUAUGGAAUGA